GUAACGCGAAGAAACGUUAAAAAUGGUUAUUCUGCACGAUGAAGAGUAUUAUGAAAGUAGAAAACCUGAGCCUGAUUUGGGACCGGUGCGUAAUUUUUUGCGAUUUGUUUGGAAUCCACAAAGAAGAACAUUGCUCGGCAGAAAAGGAAAAGAAUGGGUCGAGCUAGGAAUCUUCUAUCUGUGCUUUCUCAGUGUACUGAGCUCCAUUUUCGUGUUGCAAAUGUGGAUUAGUAUUCAAUAUGUUUCGAAACUAGACAAGCCGUUUUUUCUCUAUGAGGGUUUAGUGUCCACAUCUGUCAGGAGAGGUUUCCCAUUUUACCGUCAAUUUCCAGAUUUUUAUAGUCCAGGAAUUGACUUCAAGCCGAACACUGUGCUGCCCACGACAUCUCCCAUUAUUUGGAUCGAUAAUUCAAGUACAAACGCUCGACCGAAGAGAUACAUCGAAGCGUUGAAUAAUUUUCUUCAAGGUAUGUAUUUAGUAUUAAAUGAAAGAAGAGUUAAAAAAAAACUAUUGUUAUUCUGUUUAGAAUACAAUAAAAGUAAAGAAAAUUACAAGACAGUCGCGGAAUGCAACAACGGCGUGUUCGGAGUAAAACCUUGUCUUUUCGAUGUUGAGAGUCUUGAGAUUCAAUUGGAUACCUGUACAUUAUAA
Messenger RNA from Pseudomyrmex gracilis, 652 nucleotides. RefSeq names its product sodium/potassium-transporting ATPase subunit beta-1-like. The record is from RefSeq and is a predicted model, not a curated record. Gene Ontology annotation, biological process: sodium ion export across plasma membrane; potassium ion import across plasma membrane; intracellular sodium ion homeostasis. Lineage: Eukaryota; Metazoa; Arthropoda; Insecta; Hymenoptera; Formicidae. Gene Ontology annotation, molecular function: ATPase activator activity. Gene Ontology annotation, cellular component: sodium:potassium-exchanging ATPase complex. Bases 23 to 652 code for a protein of 209 amino acids. The transcript is spliced from 4 exons.